Molecule: messenger RNA, 1641 nt
Organism: Symbiodinium sp. CCMP2592
Lineage: Eukaryota; Dinophyceae; Suessiales; Symbiodiniaceae
Source: the annotation of a GenBank genome assembly
AUGGGCAGUCUUUGCUGCCCUGCUGCGGCGCCGUCGCCAGUGAUCGUUCACAUCUACGAUGUGACGGGCACGGCGCCGAUGAAGGUGGUUAACGGGGUUUUGCGCCCUUUGGGCACAGGUGCCUUCCACGCCGCAGUGGAAGUCCAUGGUACAGAGUGGAGCUACGGGCAGACGUUUGGGGGUCAUGGAAUAUUUGAGAACCCACCAGGAGAGUGUGAACAACAUUCAUACCGAGAAUCGAUUCACAUGGGGUACACCGACCUCACCCCCUUCCAAGUGCAGAUGCUCAUUGCCGACAUGGCCAAGCGAUGGCGUGGUCGGCAGUAUGACUUGCUCAACAAGAAUUGCACGCACUUCGCUGAUGAGCUUUGCCAACUUCUAGGAGUUGGCGAGCUUCCCUCUUGGGUGACGAAUUUGGCAGGAGCCGCAUCCAGAGUUGGCCCAGGACUCCGCGAACUGAGAGAAAGACUCUUUAACCCCUUCGGCUUCAACAGAGAGGACCGGGAGAAGAACUCAGAGGAAGUGCUUGGCGUGGAGAAGGGCCUGGUGGGCAUGUAUGUGGGCUGGGUCGAGAAGUCCCUGGUGGGCAUGUGGAGGCGCAACAUCCUCGCUGGACUGGGUUUUGGUGUCUCCAACGGCAUCAUGUUCUUCAUCAUGGCUGGCGGCUUCUACAUUGCUUCCAUCCUGAUCAAGGAGGGAGUUGCUGACUUCCAGGGUGUGAUGAUGGCCUUCAUGGGCAUCUUCUACGCAGGCAUGGGAGCCGGCCAGGCCGCCGUCAUGGUCGGCGAUGCCACCAAGGCAAAGGUGGCCUGCCACGACAUGUUCCAGCUCAUGGAUCGCGUCUCCGCCAUUGACGGCCUUGAGCCAACCGGUGAAACUCCCAAGCAGCUGGAGGCUGGACAGAUCGAAUUCCGCGACGUGAAGUUCUUCUACCCCUUCCGCCCCGAAGUUCAGGUGCUCAAGGGCAUCAGCUUCAGCAUCUCCGCCGGGCAAUCGGUCGGUCUUGUGGGCCCCUCCGGUGGUGGAAAGAGCACGGUCAUGUCGCUGAUCCAGCGCUUCUAUGAUCCUCAGGAGGGCCAGGUUUUCAUCGGCAACGAUAAGAUCGCCCUCAACACUGUCAACAUCCGCUGGUGGCGUCGGCAGAUUGGCUUCGUUGGGCAGGAGCCGAUCCUCUUCAACACCUCUGUGCGUGCUAACAUUAUGUACGGACUCGACGAUGGUGAGACGGUCAGCGAUGAGUACAUCAGCCAAUGCGAGAAGAUGUCGAACCUCGCAUUCUUGUACAAGAAUGGCAACAAGGGACUCGAGACCGAGGUUGGACCCCGCGGAAGCCGCCUGUCGGGUGGCCAGAAGCAGCGUGUGGCUAUUUGCAGGGCCUUGAUCCGCAACCCACCGGUCAUGCUGCUUGACGAGGCCACGAGUGCCCUGGACACGCAAUCCGAAGCCAUCGUGCAGAAGGCGCUGGAAGCCGCUCGGGAGGGACGUACGUCCUUCGCCAUCGCCCACCGCCUCUCUACUAUCCAAGGUUGCGAUGUCAUCCUCGUGAACGCCGACGGCCGUGUGGUGGAGAAGGGAAACCACGACGAGCUGAUGGCGAUGAAGGGAGUGUAUUACAAGCUGCAGAUGCAGGCGCAGAAAUGA